Messenger RNA from Naegleria fowleri, 1707 nucleotides. RefSeq lists its product as uncharacterized. The transcript has 4 exons. The coding region runs from base 1 to 1707 and encodes 568 amino acids. The record is from RefSeq and is a predicted model, not a curated record. NCBI's taxonomy places the organism in Eukaryota, Heterolobosea, Eutetramitea, Acrasida, Naegleriidae.
AUGAUUCCAACCAACAUGGAUAAUCCCGUAGAGCACUUUGGACUCUCCAAAGAGCAAAAAGAGCAGCUGGAACUCCUUGCUAAAUUCCAUAACGAAAAUCUCCUCUCGGACGAAGAUUAUGAAAAACAAAAACAGAGUAUCAUUGAUGGUAGUUUCAAGCUAGAGGAAGAAGAGCCUGUUCAUGAAGUAGGUGAUAAUUUAUCGAGCAGUGAUGAAGAAGAUCACAAGGAACCAGAGGCACAAAAGCCAACCCCAAGCUCUUCCGAUCAAGAACAAAAUCACCAAAACGGAGUUCUUGCAUCCUCUAGUGAGCCACAAACAACAACUUCGGAAACAAUCAUCCCAACUCCCAACGUUGAAACGACUCCAAUUAAUGGCACGAAUGAUGGUGUUGAAUCAUCGAAUCCAACUACUGCACCACCAACAACAACAGAUGCCACAGAGAAGAAUGGAACCACUCCAUCUACUACUGCUUCAGUCAGCAGUGUUGCGGGCAAUGAAAGCCAAACAGUGAUUGCUGCAGUGGUGAAUGUCGAAGUGGAACAAAAAGAUUUUACAAAUGGAACUAUUGGAGUGGUGAGCAAGAGUUUGGAUUUAGAUAUUCUUGAAACCAAACCAGUUGAAAUUUCAAUGAAAUAUUUGGAAAAUUAUGGAUUUGAAAUUGGAGAAGAUGAAGAAAUGACUAAAGUGUUGAAACCUCUUUUUGAAAAACAACGAGAUUUCAAUGAAAAGAAAAUUAAUAGACAGAGAAAUAGAUGGAAGGAAUUUAUCAAAAAACACAAUAUCGGACCAAAUGGUUUUACAACAUUGGAAGAGUACGAGCAACAGCGUAUUUUCCACUUUAUUGAAGAAUCAAACGAAUUCAAAAAGCUUGUUAGAAAAGGUAUUCCAAUGGAGUACAGGGCUGUGAUGUGGUACAUUAUCAGUGGAGCUAACUAUCAAUUCCUUACGCACAAGGAUGUUUUUGACAAGUUGAAGGAAAAAGCACAAUCCAUCCCUGUAGAAGAAAGAGAAAAAGACAAAAAUUUUACAUGUAUUUGCAAAGAUGUGGAUAGAACAUUCCCUACACAUCCUUUCUAUAAGGAUCCACACAAUCAAAUUGCCUUAAGAAAUGUUCUCUAUCUCUAUUCGCUACACAAUCCAAAAGUUGGAUAUUGCCAAGCAAUGAACUUCCUUGCAGGUAUCAUGCUUGUCGUCGGUAUGAAUGUUCAACAAGCAUUCUUCACUCUUGAUAGAAUUAUCGAUCGUUACUUGCCACCAGAUUUAUACGACACUAAGAUGCAAGGAGUCUAUUCUGAAUCAUUUGUAUUGCAGAAAUUAUGUUUGGAUCGUAUUCCCAAGCUGGCACACCAUCUUUUAGCUCAAGAUCCAAACUUUUUCAUUUUGCUCUCACCCAAUUGGUUCCUUUGUAUCUUUUUAAAUAGCUUCCCAAUUGAAACAUCUCUCAGAAUUUGGGAUUGUUUCCUCCAUGAAAACUACAAGAUCCUAUAUCGUAUUGCCAUUGCUUACUUGAGCCUUAUCGAAAAGGAUCUGAUGAAGAGCAACGAUUUCCAGGCAAUUUAUUCCGCCACUAAAGACCACGCUCUCAAGAUGUUUGACUGUCGCCAUUUGAUCAAAAAGAGCUUUGGUAUUAGAAACUUCUCAAAGAAGAAAAUUUUAGAAUAUAGAGAAAUGUACAGAAACCAACAAAAAAACGAAGAGCAGUAA